Messenger RNA from Populus nigra (black poplar), 1377 nucleotides. RefSeq names its product guanine nucleotide-binding protein subunit gamma 3-like. Lineage: Eukaryota; Viridiplantae; Streptophyta; Magnoliopsida; Malpighiales; Salicaceae. The coding region runs from base 628 to 1251 and encodes 207 amino acids. Gene Ontology annotation, biological process: G protein-coupled receptor signaling pathway. The transcript is spliced from 5 exons. The record is from RefSeq and is a predicted model, not a curated record.
GUAGCCUUUUACUUUUAUUACACGGACUUGUUGUUUAUGGGAGGGGCUGUUGUAUACAGAGACUUGUUCGCCGGCUUUUUCCACUGCCGACUUUACUUACCAUUAUCAUGAUGAUUUAUGGGCACGCACGCACGCACAACGGUUGUCUUCGGAUGCAUAGCUCUAUCUCCCCACAUGCAUGGUCUCUCUCUCUGUGAAAAUGAUAACUAUCAACAAUCGGAUCAAUCUGGUGCAACUACUAUUCACCCAUGUACCAAAUCUGCAAUUGUUUCAGUCUCUUGCUUGCCGCUUCCUUGCUUUUCUUUUCUGGGUAUUGUAAUUAUCCUUGUCAGGUCACGUAAUUACUCUCCCUCCCUCUGGAAUAAUAAACUCUUUUCUUCUUUUUUUUAAGCUAUAGUACGAUUACAGCAUUCACACCUGACAUUACUUGCCCGCUUCAUGUUUGUCGCCUUACUAUAUUUCCACUUCCUAUGCUAUUGCUAGAUGUAGUUUCUUUUUCACACCUCCUUCACCAGCAGUACCGUUCUUGCUUUCCUCUUGCUUUUCUUGGCUCUUCUUCUUCUUUCUUUUUUCUGCUCGGUAGUUUCAUGACACGUGAGUGUUGAAAAUAAAUAAAUUAAGAGAGCAAUGGCUCCUGCUACGACCUCUGUACCGUCAUUACCCUCGCCUUGUCCAAAGUCACCGCGAGAGUAUCCAGAUUUGUAUGGGAAGCGCAGGGAAAUGGCUAAAGUGCAGAUGCUUGAGAGAGAGAUUGGUUUUUUAGAGGAGGAACUAAAAUCUAUUCAAGGCCUCCAGCCUGCAUCUACAUCCUGCAAAGAGGUCACUGACUUUGUCAUGGCAAACUCAGAUCCUUUGAUUCCAACAAGUCGGAAAAAACGAAGGUCUUGUCGGUUCUGGAAGUGGCUAUGGGGAAUACGCUGUUUUAACUUCUCAUGGAUUUGUUGCUGCUGUUCUUCGGGCUGCUCUCUUCAUCUAGAAUGUCCAAGCUGCUGUGAAUGUAAUCUAUGUAACUGCUCUUCCUGUAUCAGCUGCCCAACUCUAAAGUGGCGGUGGUGUUGCUCUUGUCCACGUCCUAGAUCCCAUUGCUGUAGAAAGAUCUCAUGCAGCAGGAACAGCUGCUGCAUUUGUCAAUUACCUGCAUGCCCAGAUUGCUCUUGUAGCGGUUGGACAUGCUCUUGUCCCGAAUGUCCGAAGGUGCGCCUUUGUUGCAAUUGUAAAAACACUUGUUGUAAUCCUUGUUUAUUCUUCUAGCAUAUUAGUCUAAUAUUUUUAGGAAGCUCUUAUCUCCAAUAUGCAUUUCAAUUGCUACAUUUAGGAUAUUGCUUGGAAGAUUUAAAUCUUCCAAGUGUUUAUUUAGAUAGUUCCAAUUUAUGCCAA